GAACAGAAUUUCAUCUCGGGAAGGAUGAGCAGCAAGGAGCUGACGGUGGGCCAGUCCAGCCAGUACGUGGGGCCCUACAGGCUGGAGAAGACCCUCGGGAAGGGGCAGACAGGACUGGUGAAGUUGGGUGUCCACUGUAUAACAGGGCAGAAGGUGGCCAUAAAGAUUGUCAACAGAGAGAAACUCUCCGAAUCCGUUCUAAUGAAGGUGGAGAGAGAAAUAGCUAUUCUUAAACUAAUAGAGCACCCUCACGUUCUGAAGCUGCAUGAUGUCUAUGAGAAUAACAAAUACCUGUACCUGGUGCUGGAGCAUGUGUCUGGCGGAGAGUUAUUUGACUACCUGGUGAAGAAGGGCAGGCUGACCCCCAAAGAGGCCAGGAAGUUCUUCAGACAAAUCAUCUCUGCCCUCGACUUCUGCCACAGUCACUCCAUAUGUCAUAGAGACCUGAAGCCAGAGAAUCUUCUCCUGGAUGAGAAGAACAACAUCAGGAUAGCAGACUUCGGCAUGGCCUCCCUACAAGUUGGGGACAGCCUGCUGGAAACCAGUUGUGGAUCCCCACAUUAUGCUUGCCCAGAGGUCAUACGGGGGGAGAAGUACGAUGGCCGCAGGGCAGAUGUUUGGAGUUGUGGAGUCAUCCUCUUCGCUCUUCUUGUGGGUGCCUUGCCCUUUGACCACGACAACCUGCGGCAGCUUCUAGAGAAAGUGAAGAGUGGAGUGUUUCACAUGCCCCACUUUAUACCUCCUGACUGCCAAGCUUUGCUUAAGGGAAUGAUAGAAGUCAACCCUGACAAGAGACUCACGCUAGAAGCAAUACAGAAACACCCCUGGUACCAGGGCGGUCGUAAUGAGCCUUGCCCGGAGCAGCCACCUCCUCGCCGUGUGUGCGUGAAGAGGAUCCUGUCCUUAGCAGAGCUGGACCCUGACGUGCUGGACAGCAUGCACUCUUUAGGCUGCUUCAGAGACCGGGUCAAACUCACACAGGACCUUAGAAGUGAGGAGGAGAACCAGGAGAAGAUGAUCUACUACCUCCUGUUGGACAGGAAGGAGCGAUAUCCCAGCUGUGAGGACGAGGAUCUGCCACCCAGAAAUGACAUUGACCCUCCCAGGAAGCGCGUGGACUCCCCCAUGUUGACGCGUCAUGGCCGCUGUCGUCCAGAGAGGAAGAGCCUGGAGGUCCUCAGUGUCACAGAACAGGGGUCUCCCACCCCACCUCGCAGGGCCCUGGACACUAACGCACACAGCCAAAGGUCCCGUUCAGUCAGCGGAGCGUCCACAGGUCUGUCCUCCAGUCCUCUCAGCAGUCCCAGGGUCACGCCGCAGGGCUCACCACUGCCCACUCCGCUGGGCACGCCCGUGCACCAAAUCCAACACCCCUCCUCCACCACCCCUCCCUCUUCUUCCUCGUCUGGCGGAAUGGCCGCCUCAAGCUCCGCCCACUGGAGAACAAGGCUCAACUCGUUCAAAAACAACCUGCUGGGCUCACCGCGCUUCCAUCGGCGCAAACUGCAAGUCCCUACAUCAGAGGACAUGUCCAGUUUGACUCCAGAGUCCAGUCCAGAACUGGCCAAGCGGUCCUGGUUCGGUAACUUCAUCAGCCUGGAAAGAGAGGAGCAGAUCUUUGUUUUGAUUAGAGACAAGCCGCUCAGCUCUAUCAAGGCUGACAUCGUCCAUGCCUUUCUCUCUAUCCCAUCCCUCAGCCACAGUGUGGUGUCUCAGAACAGUUUCCGGGCAGAGUACAAGUCCUCCGGCGGCCCCUCUGUCUUCCAGAAGCCUGUCAAGUUCCAAGUGGACAUCGCUUUCUCUGAGGGAGAGAGGGAGCGAGAGAGGGAACGAGCAGAGAGGGAAGGAAGAAGAGAGAUGGGCAUCUACAGCGUCACCUUCACUCUAAUAACAGGACCCAGUCGCAGAUUCAAAAGAGUGGUGGAAACCAUUCAGGCGCAGCUCCUGAGUACUCAUGAUCAGCCUUCUGUGCAGGCACUGGCUGAUGAGAAGAACGGUCAGCUUUCCCGCCAGCCCAGCGCGCCUCCGCGCCCGAACUCUCGUCAUUCCGAAAGUGGAUCCGAUCGGGAGCGGGGAGAGAGGGAGCGUGCAGCGGAUGGGGGGAGCGGAAGUGGGAGCAGCGAUAGCACCGUCGUACAAAGGCGAGGGUCAGGGAAAGACAAGACCAGACUCCUCUCGUCGUCCAAUGGGACGCAGUCUCAUCCCUGAAAAGAAUGUUGUGGAAGAGAGGCCUCUCUCUCUUCCUCCCUUCUGUCCUUCCCACAUUGUUUCCUUAUCUGUUUCUUUACUUCCUGCCUUGCUUCCUACCAUUACUCCCUACCAAGGAGGGAGGAGGGGGAAGUUUUUCCUUGAAGCUGAUCUAAGGAUAUGACGGAGAAUUCCCCACAUAUGGCUGAUUUCAUCAGAAAUGAAUAUUUGUGGGGGCGGCGGAGAUGGGUUGAGCUGAUCUCUAGUCAGCCUUCAAGGGCAGCUUCACCCCAGAUGGACGAGUCUAAAGACAGGAUGUCCAAAAUGUCCCACCUUACCAGGGAAGGGAAAAGCAGGAAAAGCUCACAGCCAGGGAGACACAUUGUUCACCCACUCCCACAGAUCAAGAAAGCACAUUACCUUCCCACCGGCCAGUCACCUGCAACACGUGGUUCAACUCCCAACAGGGAACCUCGCAUCAGUCAGUCAAAAUGGUACAGGG
Xiphias gladius (swordfish) is the source of this 2689-nucleotide messenger RNA. It is a transcript of the gene brsk1b, whose product is annotated as BR serine/threonine kinase 1b. Gene Ontology annotation, biological process: intracellular signal transduction; protein phosphorylation; microtubule cytoskeleton organization. The transcript is spliced from 21 exons. Lineage: Eukaryota; Metazoa; Chordata; Actinopteri; Istiophoriformes; Xiphiidae. Gene Ontology annotation, molecular function: protein serine/threonine kinase activity; ATP binding; tau-protein kinase activity. The record is from RefSeq and is a predicted model, not a curated record. Bases 25 to 2208 code for a protein of 727 amino acids. Gene Ontology annotation, cellular component: cytoplasm.